UAAUCAAUGCUUAGAUGCAAUCUUAUCAACACCUGCUGCGAUUACAACAAUGUUAAUGGCUUCAGGCAAGAAUCUUAACGACUUUGGAGAUCCAACAGCUUGAGAUUUGGACCCCCUUACAGAUUACGCGAUGAUUUCUGUUAAAGGAGUUCCUGUAUUUAUUGGUCUCUGAUUACCAUCAAUCUGCCAAAGUUCAGACUUGAAGAUUAUUUCAGAUGCUUUAAGUACUCUUGCUCAAAAUAUGGGGGUUCCUGGAGGAGAAGGAAUGGUCCAUUUUCCAAACAAGGAACAAUACUCAGUAUCAGGUUGGCACAUCUUCGGGUUCAUUGCCUUCGGAUAUUUUAGUUUGUUCUUUAUUGUUGGACUCUUUGUUGAAUAUACUUCCCUCUUUGGGCAAGCCCCACCGCAAGAAGAGUCUGCAUCUGAUGCUCAAAAAGAUAAGGUGCUUGUAAAAUCAAAAUCUUUUCUAGGGAAAUUUUUCCUAGCUUUUUCUCCUUCAAGAAAUCUCCAGAAAAUGUUUUACACUCCUCAAAAAGAUGAUGAUUAUCUAUCAGCCUUGAAUGGGAUUAGGACAAUCAGCAUGUUUUUCGCAUUAACAAUGAAGAACUCCUGGUGGGCAAUCUUUAUUGGUACAGGCCUUUAUUCUGUAGAUACAUUCUUCUUUAUCUCAGCUUUUCUUGCUACCUACUUGAUGCUGACGAAGUUCCAUGGAUGUAAGAUCUUCAAUAUUCUAAUGGUGUACCUUCAUAGAGUGAUUAGAGUAGUUCCAACUAUUCUGCUCCUAUUCGCUCUAUUCUUCACCUUCUUCGCAUUCCUUGGCUCUGGGCCUCUCUGGAAACCAUAUGUUGAUAACGAGAUUGCACAAUGUAAAACAGGAUGGUGGCCAACAGUCCUGUUUAUACAAUCUUGGCACUUUACUGGGGCAUGCUUUGUCCAACUGUGGUAUCUAUCAAACGAGAUGACUUACUUCCUAUUUGUUCCAAUUAUUGUGCUAGCUUAUCUAAAUUCAAAAUUGAUUGGAUACAGCAUAGUUGCGUUUUUCAAUGUGAUUUCCAUAAUCUUACCAUUUAUUUUCUCCCACAUCAGAGGGCAUUCGAUUACCGUUCUAAAAGACCCUGCAGAGGCAUACAUCCAAGAGAUUUAUAAUUAUCCAUGGACAAGGAGCGGAGCUUACUUUGUUGGAGUCUUAUUCGGAAUAUUAUACUUUGAAUAUGCCAAGUCAGGCUCAGAUCCUUUCUAUCGGAUCUCAUUAGGAGCAAGGUUCUAUAAUUUAUUUAAGAAGAAUACUCUCUUGUGUUACAUAAGUUUCUUCUUAUCUUCAAUAGUGAUGCUGUUCUUCAUAAUCUUCCCAAGAAUUGAACUUCACGAUCUAAAUGAGAGGAAGCUCAGUCAGAUUCCAAGUGAUUUCUUCAAUGCAUUCCACAGAUCAACUUUUGUUGCAUCACUUGGAUUCUUCCUUGCUCCGAUUUUUGUCGGGAGAUUAAGCCUAAUCAAAGACUUCUUCGGAACAAGGCUCUGGGCACCCUGGGCGAAGGUAACUUUUGUUGCAUAUCUGAUUCACUUGCAUGUCUUAGGUUGGUUCUUUAUGCAAUCGAAGGGAUCAAGGUAUUUUGAUGGCCCGUCACAAAUAUUCUACGCACUAUCUACUUUCCUGGUCUGUUUAAUAGUUGGAGUCCCAAUUGCACUGAUCAUCGAAUCACCGAUAUUGCAAAUUGAAAGAUUAGUGCUCUUCCCACCAAAGCAAAAGCCUGAGUACACAGUUGUCCAAGAGCAUUUGAUUGAUAAAGUUGCUAUCAACUCUAACGAUAGCUCUGAGAUGACCAAAGAUGAAAUAAAAUCCUUCAAGUAAAUUCUG
This is a messenger RNA of Moneuplotes crassus, 1855 nucleotides long. Lineage: Eukaryota; Ciliophora; Spirotrichea; Euplotida; Euplotidae. The record is from the annotation of a GenBank genome assembly.